This is a messenger RNA of Staurois parvus, 486 nucleotides long. The record is from the annotation of a GenBank genome assembly. Lineage: Eukaryota; Metazoa; Chordata; Amphibia; Anura; Ranidae.
AUCUCUUUGUUUUGUCUCUCUCUCUCUCUUGCUCUUUCGCUAGCUGCCCUGCCUUUCCUGAUAAUUGAAUCUAAUCAAAUCCGGCCGUAUGAACGGGGGUUUUACUGUGACGAUGAAAGCAUCAAGUACCCCAUCAAACCGGGAGAGACAAUUAAUGAUGCUGUGCUAUCCGCUGUCGGCAUUUUAAUUUCCGUCCUCGCUAUCAUAGUCGGAGAGUUCUUCCGCAUCUACUACCUGAAGGAGCGGUCCUAUUCCUUCAUCCAGAAUCCCUACGUGGCUGCUUUGUACAAACAGGUUGGCUGUUUUAUCUUCGGAUGCGCCAUCAGUCAGUCCUUCACGGACAUUGCCAAGGUUUCCAUUGGCCGCCUGCGACCCCACUUCCUGGCGGUCUGCAAUCCGGAUUUUACAAAGAUCAACUGUUCCUUGGGAUACAUUCAAAAUUACACAUGUAUAGGAUCACCGAAUAAAGUCAUGGAAGCAAGGUAG